AUUUAUAGAAUCGACGAAGGCGAGGGUGGGAACGGAAAAGUUUAUUGUCAAAAAUAUUGACAACAUACUUACCAGAAAUACUAUUUGUACAUGGCAACAAUAUAUGGUCUCCCCGAAAUGCAGGGGGAGGCCCCUGGAACUACCCGGAUCUUGAAAGUGAGAGUUAUAGAAGGAAAAGACCUGGCUAAGAAGGAUAUAUUUGGUGCAAGUGAUCCAUAUGUGAGGAUAAAGCUUUUCAGAGGAGAUAGGGAAGAAGGAGUUAUAUCAAGUGUUCAAACAAGGACAAUUAAGAGGACUCUAAACCCCAAAUGGUAUGAGGACUUCCUUUUUAGGGUAAAUCCAAGAGACAACAAGCUACUAUUUGAAGUAUUUGAUGAAAACAGACUGACAAGAGAUGACUUCCUUGGUGUGGUUGAGAUCCCUCUUCAAAGUCUCCCUACGGUCGGACCAGGUCAGGAACUAUUGGAAAAGGGCUUCCUCCUGCGACCAAGAAGUCCCAGGUCGAGGGUACGUGGUAGUCUACGGAUGGCCAUAGGCUUUGUACAUGAGGAAAAUCUUCCAGAUCUGGAGGUCCAGCAAGAAGAUGAAGAGAUCAGCUUACAUCGUGAAUCCCCUCAAAACAUCGGCCUUACUCGGAGAGAUUGGGAGAUGGUAGAAGGGAAUGCAGAGAACGAUGCCUCAUCCAGAGAACAAGGUCAGAGCCGAUCCCAAGUUCCUAUCGUUCCUCAGGGAUGGGAGGAGAGAGUAGAUGCCAAUGGGAGAGUCUACUAUGUAGAUCAUAUCAACAGAAGAACACAGUGGGAGAUGCCUACAGCACCGAGUAGCAGCACCACCCCAACCAGAGCUGGUUCACAGAACGACCAAGCACGAGCUCAGUUCCUUGCGAGGAGAGUAAUCAGCAUUGAAGAUACCAUGGAAGGUGGUGGUGAUGACGAGACUGGAGCUGCUCCAACACAACAGGCACAACCAGUCAGUGCUCCUCAGGCAGUCCAAGUUGCUGAUGAUGAUCCUCUUGGACCGCUUCCAUCAGGAUGGCAGAUUCAGAAAGCCCCUAAUGGGAAGAAGUUCUACAUUGACCAUAACACAAGAACUACUUCAUGGGAGGAUCCUAGAAGGCAGAGGCAGCAAGAUGAACUAGGUCCACUACCGUCUGGUUGGGAGAUGCGUGUUUAUACUGAUGGACGAGUUUUCUUCGUUGAUCACACGACCCAUUCUACACAGUGGGAAGAUCCCAGAUUGCAGAAUCCAGCCAUUGCAGGACCAGCUGUGCCAUAUUCUAGAGACUACAAGAGGAAAUAUGACUUCCUAAAGAUGCAUCUGAAGAAACCGAACAACAUACCAAACAGAUUUGAGCUGAAAGUUCACAGGAAUAACCUAUUAGAGGACUCCUACCGUGGAAUCAGUAGUAUUAGGAAUGCAGACCUGCUCAAAGCUAGACUAUGGAUAGAAUUCACUGGAGAAACCGGUCUAGAUUAUGGUGGGGUAGCUAGGGAAUGGUUCUUUCUUCUUUCCAAAGAGAUGUUCAAUCCAUAUUAUGGGCUAUUUGAAUAUUCCGCCAUGGACAACUACACGCUGCAAAUCAACCCAGACUCUGGCAUCUGUAACGAGGAUCACAUAUCGUACUUCAAGUUUAUUGGUAGAGUAGCAGGAAUGGCCGUAUUCCAUGGGAAACUUCUAGAUGCAUUCUUCAUUAGACCUUUCUACAAGAUGAUGGCUGGCAAACCAAUUACAUUACAAGACAUGGAGUCGGUGGAUUCUGAAUAUCACAGCUCAUUACAGUGGAUUACAGACAAUGACCCAGUUGACCUUGAUCUCACCUUUGCUGUGGAUGAAGAAAGCUUAGGAACGACCAAAACAACAGAAUUGAAGAGGAAUGGUGCCAAUAUACCACUAACCAAUGAUAACAAGGGAGAGUACAUCCAACUUGUCAUUGAGUGGCGGUUUGUCAACAGGGUUAGAAAACAAAUGGAUGCCUUCAUGGAUGGCUUCACUAGUUUAGUGCCAAGAGAACUACUAUCAAUGUUUGAUGAAAAUGAGAUCGAGCUUCUGCUGAGUGGUCUAGGUGAUAUCAAUGUCAAUGACUGGAGAUCUAAUACAGCAUACAGAGGAAAUUACCAUGCCAACCACAUUGUCAUUCAAUGGUUCUGGAAGGCUGUACUUGCUAUGGGUGCUGAGAUGCGAGCCAGGUUACUUCAGUUUGUCACUGGUACAUCUCGUGUUCCAAUGAAUGGCUUUGCUCACCUCUAUGGUAGCAACGGACCACAGCUCUUUACUAUUGAGAAGUGGGGCAGUCCCAAUGCACUCCCCAGAGCUCAUACGUGUUUCAACCGUCUAGAUCUGCCAACCUAUGAAUCCUACCACGUCCUCCGCUCCAAGCUACGAACUGCUGUAGAAAAUACUCAAGGUUUCGAGGGUGUGGAUUAAAGCUGCAUGGAUGGGUUCACCCUUCCCAUUUUCUACGUUUGCAGUGACGUUAAAGUCAUUGAAUAUAUAAGUAUAUCUAUUAUAUUGUAUAAUUGUGAGUUUGAACUCCCUGCAUAAUUUCCUGUAUGUAACAUAGUCAUGGGAUGUGAUAAUGCAUUCACUAUAUAAAUGUACAUUUCUUUAGCUACUUUGUGUCUUUCAUAAAGCAAUGAUGAGACUGAGAUAUUUCACAUUAAUUUCUUCUGAUGUUAUAAGUUCUCAGAUGUAGCAUUUCUUCUUGCAAAUGAUUACAUAAUCCAAAUAUUGAACCAUUAUUCAGAAUAUGUUAAAAUAAAUUUUGAUCAAAUGAGAGUGGGAAUUUAUAUCCCAAUUGAGAACCAACACAAAUACUAGUAGACACUUGUAAUCAGCACCUUAGCAGCAAAUACAUCACAGUUUCUCAUCGUGACAUAGAUAGAUGUAUGCAUCACUUGCAUAUUGCCCAUUACAAUCCUGAACAUUCCACUUGCAUUGUUCUUAUGAAAGAAAAAUGGCUGCCAACUCAGCACGUGAGUAUUCUUUUAUGGAACAACAUCCUGCGAGGUGUUCUUUCAAGUCACCUGGGUUGAGUGUGGCGAAUACAGACUAAUGUCUUUCCAAAGGAAACAAAGGAUGUUUGUACAUGGGUGUAGAUAUAUGGGAGGUCUUAGAGUUCUGACUUGCUGGCUGGGAAAUUAUCAACUGACAAAUAUUUAUAUCAUAUUGGAUGGCUCAGAAUGGAAUACCAGAAAUAUUCCAAGAGUUUGGGCUAAUAUUCCAUGGAUUGCAGAUGAGUGGAAUAUUGGCCGUAAUGAGUGGAAUAUUUCUGGUAUUCCAUGAAAUAAAGCCAUCCAAUCUAAUUAUUAUCAUCUAUCCCACCGCCCCCCCCCCCCACAAAAAAAAGGAAGAAAAGAAGGAAAAUUUUUAUUGAACAAGCCAUUUCACUUACUACAUUCUAGCAUUAUCACUUUAAGAUUAUAUUUGGUCAUUGUGCUCUAUGCUGCGCAUUGCAUUGCUUUCAUUGUUGUACACAUUGUAUAUUUCACACAUUUGCGCAUGCGCACUAGACUGUUGAAUACAGUCUCAUUUUCAACAGCAAGAUUUUGCACAGGAGCCUAUGGGAUAUUCAGUCGGAUUUCGGUCCUUAUAGGGAUAUGCCCUGGUAUUGAACGGGCAAUUGAUGCAGACCAAAAUAUGCGUUUUUAAUGAAGAAAUACUUCCAGGCUGAAUUCAGAUGUGAUCCAGAAAAUAUUUUGAAAUUAAGAUAUCACCUGUCAGAGAUUUCAUGCUGUCAUGUUUUUAAGCAAACCUCUGAAAUGUUUGAAUAUCUCGGUACAAUUAAAUUACAUUAUUCAUCUAUCAAUUCAUAUUUCAGCAAGCAUUCAAUCAUGUUUUACAAUGAAUUCUGCCUUGGUCGAGUGAGAGUAUACUAAGGUACCUGGGGAUAUGAAAAAUAGGUCACAAUGAUUGAAAUUCCAAAUGAUGAGGUGUAUUUCACCAACCAUCAGUAGUUAUUUACUGAUAGAUUUGCAUCUUAUUAUCAUUUAACACUGGUAU
Molecule: messenger RNA, 3999 nt
Organism: Lytechinus pictus (painted urchin)
Lineage: Eukaryota; Metazoa; Echinodermata; Echinoidea; Temnopleuroida; Toxopneustidae
Product: E3 ubiquitin-protein ligase NEDD4-like
Exons: 28
Coding region: 91-2424 (777 amino acids)
Biological process (GO): protein polyubiquitination; ubiquitin-dependent protein catabolic process; regulation of dendrite morphogenesis
Cellular component (GO): cytoplasm
Molecular function (GO): ubiquitin protein ligase activity; protein binding; sodium channel inhibitor activity
Source: RefSeq, a predicted model, not a curated record